AUGCUUUCGCUCAAGACCAGCGUUCUGGCAGCAGUUACUCUGCUUGCCUCGGCUGUCCGUGCUGAUUACUACAUUGAUCCCGAUAGUGUCUCGCUAUCUACGAGAAACAGUUGGUGCCAGCAGGAGUUGACCACAUGCCCAAUCAUCUGCAAACAGACCACCCCUGGCACAACUUUGAUCAACACAUGUGACCCUAAAACCCUCACUUAUGGAUGCCUGUGUGGCAACAACCUACAGCCGAACGUCUCCGAGUACUCUCUAACACUGCCAUACUUCACCUGCACAGAAUGGGGCACCCAGUGUGUUAAGGCAUGUGGAUCAGACAAUGGGUGUUCGAGUGAUUGCCGACAAGACCACCCUUGUGGUGCUCAGAACCCUACCAAAGUCAACGUCACAUCGACUUCAUCGGCCGGCUCAACAGCCACAGGCAGCAGCACUGCCUCGGGAACUGGUGCUGCCAUCUAUACUGGUCUUGAUGGCAGUGGCGCGACUGCGACCUCUUCCCCGAACAGCGGUUCCAACCUUGAGGCCUUCAACAUAGGAGGUCUUUUGGCGCUGGCUGCCAGCGUUGCCCUCGGCUUCGGUAUCAUGCUAUAA
Molecule: messenger RNA, 597 nt
Organism: Truncatella angustata
Lineage: Eukaryota; Fungi; Ascomycota; Sordariomycetes; Amphisphaeriales; Sporocadaceae
Exons: 2
Coding region: 1-597 (198 amino acids)
Source: RefSeq, a predicted model, not a curated record